Molecule: messenger RNA, 2858 nt
Organism: Trichosurus vulpecula (common brushtail)
Lineage: Eukaryota; Metazoa; Chordata; Mammalia; Diprotodontia; Phalangeridae
Gene: PRMT2
Product: protein arginine methyltransferase 2
Biological process (GO): peptidyl-arginine methylation
Cellular component (GO): nucleus
Molecular function (GO): protein-arginine N-methyltransferase activity; protein binding
Source: RefSeq, a predicted model, not a curated record
CCCUGGGGCUCAGACUCCCUGGCCGAGGCCGUCCCUGCAGUUGCCUCCUUCUCUUCCUGUAGAAACCGAAAGAAGAUGAAACAAGAAGAGGAAGACCCCAACGGCACAGACCCUCAGAGAGCCCUGGCCUCUCCCCACAGCGCUGGCCCCAGGGAGGCCCAGAAAGCAGGAGAAGCCAAAGAACAGAAUGAUGAAGACCCCGCAAAAAAGAAUUCAGAGCCCGAGGAGCUUGUGGCCAUCGAAAACUACACAGCAACGGAUGAGACACAGCUCAGUUUCUGCAAGGGAGAGAAGCUGCUCGUGCUGAGACGGGUGACGGCCGAGUGGUGGUGGGGUGAGCAGGAGGGCUGCUGCGGGUACAUCCCUGCCAGCUACGUGAGGGAGAGCUUGGAAGACCCGGAGCCUGAAGACACGUGGCAAGACGAGGAAUAUUUUGGCAGCUAUGGAACCCUGAAACUCCACUUGGAAAUGUUGUCAGACCAGCCCAGGACAGCUGUAUACCACCAGGUGAUCCUGCAGCACAGAGAAUUUCUGGAAGACAAAGUGAUUUUGGACGUUGGAUGUGGCACCGGUAUCCUCAGUCUCUUCUGUGCCCAUCACGCACGGCCCAGAGCAGUCUAUGCCGUGGAGGCCAGUGAGAUAGCCCAACACACUGAGCAGCUGGUAUUGCGCAAUGGCUUUGCAGACAAAAUCACUGUCUUCCAGCAGAAGGUGGAGGACGUGGCCCUGCCAGGGAAAGUGGAUGUGCUGGUGUCUGAGUGGAUGGGCACGUGUCUGUUGUUUGAGUUCAUGAUUGAGUCUGUGCUAUAUGCACGGGACAAGUGGCUUUCCCCUGAUGGAGUCAUUUGGCCGACCACGGCUGCAAUCCAUCUCGCCCCUUGCAGUGCUGAGAAGGACUAUGACCACAAAGUCCUCUUCUGGGACAACGCCUAUGAGUUUGACCUCAGCUCUUUAAAAUCUUUGGCCAUCGAGGAAUUUUUUGCCAAGCCCAAGUACAAUCAUAUUUUGGAGCCCGAAGAAUGUCUUUCUGACCCACAUCCUGUCUUCCAGUUGGACAUGAAAACCAUGCAGAUCCCUGACCUUGAGAAGAUGAAAGGCGAGCUCUGCUUCUGUAUUCAGAGGUCUGGGACUCUGCAUGGGUUUUCUGCCUGGUUCAGUGUUGAGUUCCAGAAUGUGGGAGAAGACAGACCGCAGCUGGUGCUGAGCACAGGCCCCUCGGACCCCACAACGCAUUGGAAACAGACCUUAUUUAUGCUGGAUGAGCCUUUGGCCGUCCAUGCCGGAGACGUGGUUACUGGCUCCAGUGCUGCAGAGAAACCCGGUGUGGAGGAGGCAUAUGUCUGUCACCCUGAGCUGGACCAUCACCUCCAAACAAGACCCCACCUCUCCAAAGGUUGGAGAAAAAACCUUCCCGAUCUGGAGAUGAGGCCUGCAGAAGGCCCAGGCCGGCAGGGGGGACAAUGGCCGUGAGGGGUGUGGCUGGGCCCCUGCCCUCCUCCCUGGCAGCUAAACUGAAAUAUGAAAGGCACAGCACCAAAGGCUGGGAGGCCCCUCAGAACAUUGUACAGGUGGGGGAAGCCCCAUUGUACAAAUGAGGGCACUGAGGCCCAUGAAGGCAAAUGGGCUUGUCCUGGCUCAUGCAGGGAGUGGCAGAGCGAGCAGGAGGACCCAAAGGCUGCCUGCCACCACACCGUCCUGCUUGUGCCUCGCAGACCAAAGCCCUUUCUCCGAGAGUUGGGCCGGGGUCCUCCAGCCUCUUCCUUGAGAGUCCUUCAGCUCCAUUUCAUGACUCUCCUCGAUGCUGAACUUCUCAGGCCUCAGUCUUCCAGAGACUUUCUCUGCAGCAUGAUGUCCUAGGAGCCAAAGCCUCUUCCAAGCUCACGAUGUCAAGCCACUCGUCACACACAGCUCUAGCGGAGACGUGCCGAGGACGAAUUUAUCUGACCGUCAUGCGGGGGGUGUGGAGGGAGGGGAGAAGCCCUUCCUGUCUCCUGGUCAUUCCAUGGCCACAAACAGUCCCUUCGUUCUCAGGGCAUCUUCGCUUUGUCCACGGCUCAGUCCUCGCCCACUUUUCAGGGACCAGCUUCCUCUGUGUGCGUGGUUCCAGCCAUCAGCCCUCCCAUGAUUCUUGGAGCUUGCCCACGCCUCAUCCCUUACGGCACAGUAACGUGCUGUGACCUUCCACGCCAUGGGCUCCAUGGGCACCUGCUUUGUCUCCAGGUCUCUGCUGACCCAAAGGGCUGCUUGGAUGUUGUGGGCAGUGCUGGGCCUGUGCUCCUGUCCUUGAUUUCCUGGGAGCUCAAACCCAGGCUUAGUAUCCCUGGCCCAGGCUAUGGACUGCCAUGCGAUUCUGACCUGGGCCUCCCGAUGGAAGCCCAGCAUACACAGUCUAAGGCUCCACCAACGCUGUGCCAGUACCUGGCUGCCCGCAUCCCCUCGCCUCUUGGCUUCUUUGCCACUUUGCUGUAUGCCAGUUUGCCGGACAAUCCCAGGGAGUUGCCUUGGUUUGGGCGGGGAUGGUGUUUGCGUGGCUAUUUUUCCUGCAUCUUCCUAGCAGUGAUCCCAGGCAGUCUUUUACUCGGCCGUCAGCAGUUGGCAUUCUUUUGAAAACCGCUCUGUUGGGGGAAGUAUUCAUUUUAAGUUGUUUGUUAAACUCUGAAUCUCUGUGUGAUUCUGGAAACAGGACUUUUGAGCUGUCCAUGGCAUCAUGACCAACUUUUCUCCUUCUGUGCACUAAAAAGAAGGGCAGAGAUUGCUCUCCCCCGCACGUGGGCUUAGAACAUCCCUUUUGAAACAAGCCAUACCAGAUACCACAAGGCAUCUAACCAAAGCUGUCCUCUAAUUUGGAAGACAAUAAA